CAUAAGUCGGAAAAUUUGAAUCAAGUCGAGGAUGAGUUAAAACGCUUGAAGCACGAAGAUUUUUCUGAAAAAGUCAAUCCUCAAAAAUCUAGUUUACAGUGUAUCGACAAGUUGCUUCAGUCACGUGAGGAUGUAAAAAGUAUUGACGAUAGUAUUUUGAAUAAUUGUGAAGGUGAUAUAAACUCGAAGGUCAUUAUGGAAACUGAAGCAAAGGAAGAAAUGGAAGAGAAUGAAAUUAUUGAAAAAUUGUACCAUUUUGAGCAACAUAUCGACAGAGAGGAUAUAUCUGGUAGGAAAAAAGUUGAUGAAACAGGUAAGUAUGUUUUCUCUGAUAAAAUAUGUUCAAAUGAUGAUAAAAACGUGAAAAAUAAUAUUUUUGAAGACGGAAAUAUUAAAAAGGGGGACAACCACACUGAAAGACAGCUAAGUGUUUCUCACGACGGGGUGCUGCGUAGACACUCGGACGAAGGUAUGGAUCGAAAGAGAUCUGCUGUUGAAGAAAAAGUAUCAUUAUCCCCCAAAGGUUCGGUUUUAAGUGAUAACAGGGAUUUAAAUAAAUGGGAAACUUCUAACAAUCUAGUUGAGGCAACUACGCAAAAUUCUGAUGAGACUGUUUUGUCCCCGAGUAGUUCCUUAAGCUGUACGCAAAACGCAUCAAUCAAUUCCCACCGUUUGCAUGCUGCCCAGUAUUUCAAACUAAAUGAUGUUGUUGACUUUGACAAUGUCCCGAAAUCUGCAGAAGACACGCUUUCGUUCACCUUCGAUCUCGAUGAGUUCACAAUUUCCGGUGAAUCAUUACAAUUGGAAAAGCGCUUGCCCGUCACAUGUGGUUUCUUGCGUGAAAAAGUUUUAUCUUCGUCACAGAAGUGUGAAGCGUUAGGUAUUUCUUUGUCAUCUGGCAACAAUACAAGUAUUCAGCAAAUGGAUCCUGAAACAACAUUUACUGCCAAGUGGAACUUGUCUCCGUCACAAGAGGGUCUUGAGGUUUAUGUCUCUAUUAUGGAGUUCAAACCUAUGGAAAGUGACGAAGAGGCUGUUGCCAUGAAAGAAGGUCAACAGGUGGAAGUUUUAGAUGCCUCAAAGCCUAGGAGGUGGCUUGUUCGAACUGUUCCCAUGAGUCCACAAGAGAGUCCAAAGGAAGGUUGGGUGCCGGCCUGCUACCUGGAGAAAUCAACAGCUCCUGAUACGUUAAGCAGGGGAGCCACUCCCAUUAUCACAGAGGCAGGUUUUGACACUCAGCAAUUAGAAGCGAUGCAGAAAAGAGAGGAUAUCGUCCACGAGCUGGUAGAAACGGAGGAAGAUUUUGCAAAAGAUCUGCAGUUCGUGGUAGAUCACUAUUACAAACAGAUGGAUAAUCCGAAGAUGCCCAAAGAACUUCGAGAUCGCAAGGGAUCUAUUUUUGGGAACUUCGCUGACAUCGCUGAUUUCCAUAACAACGUCUUAAUGAAAGGAAUUCACUACCACGCAAAGGAGCCGACUAAGUUGGGGAAAACAUUUCUUCGAUUGGAACGGGACUUUGAUAUGCACGCUAGUUACUGCUGGAAUGAGGCAAGAGCACAGCGACUUUUAAAGGAAGGACCCCUCAAGGAAUAUUUAGAAGACUAUAGCAAAAUGAUUGAUGACGACAAGAUACUGGAGCAGCAUUUGAAGCUUCCUAUUCAGAGACUGAACGAUUACCAACUACUGCUUAGAGAAUUAAUACGAUUGUCCAGCUUCUUGCGCGAGGACACCAGUGACUUGGAAAAGGCUUUGGAAUUCAUUCAUGGCAUCAACAAGCGCACCAGAGAUCUGCAGUACAUCCAAGCUAUCCAAGGAUGCAGGGGAGACCUGCUGAAGUUGGGUCGUAUCGUGAAGAGGGACAUAUUCGACGUAAUUGAAGGAGACCGCGAUGGCACUUUCGAACGCUAUGUUUUUCUCUUUAAGGGAAGAGUAUUCGUCACAGAAAAGCAGAUCGUCGAAGGCAAAGAAUCCUUCCAUGUCACAAACCUCUUUAAGCUUCAAGACGUUGAAGUGACAGAGGAAGUGGAAGGGGAUCCUUUGGCAUUUAUAUUCCGUUCUCAGAAGAAGGGAAGACCUGGGUUCCCCCUCACAUUGAAAACACGCAGCUCCAAACAGAAACAGGCCUGGAUAAAGGAACUCUCUUGCGCUGCUAACCAAGUUGCUGAAGACUUGGGAGAUUUAGAACCAAGCAUCGAUCGACCACACGAUAUCACUGACAACAUAAACCUUGAACAAAAGCACAAGGCUGAAGAACCACCUGAAGAACCUGAGCUGAAAAAACCUAAAUUCGAAAGUCUCAAACGGCAAGACUCAACGAAGAAAAAAUCUCCCAAAUCAUCAGACUCUUCCGUGCCUCAGACGCCUGCUGAGGAGUUAAGCCUCCCUCCAGAGCAAGAAUCGCCCAAAAAAUUGAAAGACGGUGAAACUUCUGUUCCUCAGUCACCACUGGACAGUUCUGAAAAACCUUUAUUUAGGCAGGACUCUCAAAACAAGUCUAAAUCGGCUGAAUCAUCAGUGCCAAGUACUCCAACUGACAGCUUAGAAAAGCCUCCUAAGCUAUCUCGGCAAGAUUCUACAAAGAAAAAAGCAAAAUCUGCGGAAACACCUGUUCCUGGAACACCAACCGACAGCAUUGAUCAGAGUCCACAGCUGAGCAGACAAAAUUCAGUGAAAAAGAGCAAAUCUGCGGAAACACCUGCUCCUGGAACACCAACAGAUAGUGUGGAUCAGAGUCCGCAACUGAGCAGGCAAAAUUCAGUGAAAAAGAGCAAAACUGCAGAAACACCUGUUCCUGGAACACCAACCGAUAGCAUUGAUCAGAGUCCGCAACUGAGCAGGCAAAAUUCAGUGAAAAAAACCAAAUCUGUGGAAUCAUCUGUUCCUCAAUCACCGAACGAGCCUGUAGAUAAAUCUCCUUCUCUCAGUCGACAAAACUCUGUGAAAAAGAAGACCAAAUCUGCUGAAUCCUCUUCGCCUCAGACACCAACAGAGGAGACCACAGCUCCACCAGCGCUUACUCGACAAGAUUCUGUGAAGAGAAAAACCAGGCGAACGUCCAGCAAAGAGGGAGAUUCUGUUGACACGAUACCAGAAGAACAAGCUAAACCAAAAGCACAGGAUUCUGUUUCUAAGAAGGUUUCCAUCGACGAAGAAAAUAAAGAAAACGUCCAGUUAAUAGAAAACAAAUCCAAAAGUAAAAUAACAAAGCAAGACUCGCUCACCAAGAAAGAAAUAGAAACAUCGAAACUUCAAGAACCUCUGAAAGAAGUUCCUUCAGUUACAGGUGAGAAUCUUAACCCCAUCCCAACGAUAGUCAUGUCUGAAGAUGCAUCCGGAUUGGACGCGCGAUUUGGAAGUUUUGAAAUUAGUGAAGACAAUGCCACGUUGGCGUGUGAAAGUUUGAAAUCGGAUGAGAGUGUGACUCCCCCUGCAAGUGAAAACGAGAUGGAUAAACCACGCUUUUCGAAGACGCUUCGGGGAGUCACGUGCACGUUGGGGGAGAGUGCUGUGUUAGAAUGCGAAACGGAAGGACAGCCCACCCCCAGUGUCACGUGGCUACGGGACAAUCAGAAGCUGGUUAAGGAUCCUCGUAUCUCAGCGAAGUCGGCCGGACAGCGGCACUCCCUGACCAUCCGGGACGCCACGUCGGAAGACGGAGGACUUUACACGGUGGUCGCCGCCAACGAAAAGGGCAGCACCUCGUGCAGCGCCCCACUUAACCUGAAGUUGCCAUUGCUGGGGCUUCCCAAAGACGACUCACGACCCACAACUCCUGGUGGUACUGUUUUGCCGCAUGCUCCCGUUUUCAAGGUCAAAUUAAACAAAGAAACUCAGCUACUGGAAGGUACGAGCGUACGUUUCGAGCUGGUGGUCAGAGGUAACCCGGAACCUCAAGUCAAAUUCUUCAAAAACGACAAGCCCUUGAAAUUGGAUGAUCGGGUUCGUGUGAGUUACGAAAGCAAGGAAGUGUUUGAACUCAUCCUAGAUCAUGUGGUCGCUAAGGAUGCAGGGACUUAUUCAUGUGUUGCCACCAAUAGAGAAGGAGAAGACAAAACCGUGGGCACACUCAGUGUCGUAAAACAUAAAGAUGUAUUUAAGGGGCUUGAAGAUACUUUGGAAGAAGAAAGGGAGCCUACACCGCGUCCUAAAACGCCAAAAUUUAAAUGGUUCAAAGAUGGACAAUAUUUUGAAGCUAAUGAGAGAUUUCAAGUCAUUUUUAACGAAGAGGAAGACAGUCUUGCAUUGAUGUUUCAACAUGUUACGCCAGAAGAUGCUGGUUUAUAUACUUGCGUUGCGAGCACUAGCUCAGGGAGUAAAAUCGCUUGCAGCGCUGAGCUUACAGUGCAAGGAGUGGUCAGGCAAGUGGAGGCUCCUGGCAUUAAGGCAGAAUUAUCUGAUGUGGAGGCUUCGGAAGGAGGCUCUGCUAUGUUGGAGCUUAAGAUUACUGGUUAUCCCAAGCCCAAAGUAACAUGGUUUCACAAAGACAAGGAAGUCUCUUCUGGUGGUCGCUACAGGUUUCUGUUUGCAGAUGAAGAGAGUUUUACCCUAGUCAUAAAAAAUGUCAAGAAAGAUGACAGUGGGAAAUAUUCCGUGAAAGCCGUCAAUGAGAUGGGAGAAGCUGAGUCUUCCUGUAAUCUAAGUGUGAAAUCUGCCCCAUCUUUUGUAAAAGGCUUAAAAGACAUGUCAGUUAUGGCUGAAGAGAUUAUCAAAUUUGAAGUGCAAAUUGAUGGAAACCCAACUCCAGAAGUGAAAUGGUAUAAAGACGGUCAACAAGUAAUUGCAGGAGAUAGAAUAAAGAUCAGUAGUGACAAGGGGAAACAGAUGCUGCAAGUAUUAAAGUCAAAACCAACAGAUUCUGGUAGUUAUUCAUGUGUUCUUACAAAUAAUCUUGGAAGUCAAGCAGAGUUUAGUAAUGUAGUUGUGAAAGCAUCUCCCACUUUCGUCAAAGGUAUGGAAAAUGUUGAGGGCCUCCAAGGGGAUACUUUGAAGUUCAAUGUAGAAAUUAAUGGAAAUCCAAAGCCUACUCUUAAAUGGUUGAAAGAUGGAAAAGAACUAGCGAUUGAUGGAAAGCAUAUUCAGGUAGUUGAAGAAGGUGCCAAUACUUAUUCACUAGUAAUAAACAAAGCCACCUCAUCUGAUGUAGGCACUUACACUUGUGAACUUAGAAAUGAGCAUGGAUUGAAGGCCAGUUCUGGAGACCUUAAUAUUAAAAUGACCCCUGAAUUCGUCAAGAAACUAACGGAUAUGGAAUGCAUUGAAGGGGAAGUGGCUCCUGUAAUGAACAUUUUGGUGAAAGGGUAUCCUUCACCUACAAUCAAAUGGUUGUUAGAAGAUCAGAAGCUAACAGAAGACAAAAACUACAGCAUAUCAUCAGAAGCAUCCACUGGAUCCUAUACCCUAAAACUUAAAAAAGUGACACAAAAGAUAGCUGGAAAGUAUACUUGUGAAGCCUCUAAUGAAAUGGGAGUUGCUACAACUAGUGGAGUCAUAUCUGUUAAAACCACCACAAAAAAGCCUGAAAUUGAUCAAGUGCUAAAACCAACACAGUUGGUUGAAGGUAAACCUGGAAAAUUAACUGCAAAGGUAUCUGGACAGCCCAAACCUAAAGUUACUUGGUUUAAAGAUGGAAAGCCCAUUACUCCAAAUAGCCAUUAUGUUGUUGAAGAAGAUGAAGAUGGAAAUAUCACAUUAUCUUUCGACAAAGUGACUGCUGCUGAUGCUGGAACGUAUUCCAUUUUAGCUUCCAGUGAUGAAGGAGAAGCCAAAUCAGAGGCCCCUGUUACGACAAUACCAGCUGGAAAGAAACCUGAAUUUGUUCAAGAACUUGAAAAGCAAGAUCUUGUUGAAGGGCAACCUUUGCAGUUAAAAGCGAAAGUGUCCGGAAAACCAACUUCCAUCAAAUGGCAGAAGGAUGGGGAGGACAUAUUGGCAGGUGAUCAUGUACGUCUCAUGGAGGAGCCUGAUGGUUCAAUUGCGCUCUUGAUUGAUAAGGUGAAUAAGAAUGAUGCUGGCAAGUACACUGUUAUUGCCUCUAAUGCUGAGGGCAAAGCUCGUUCUGCAUCUUUAGUUCAAGUACAAGCUGUCAAGAAACCAACAGUAGAAUCUUCUUUGGAACCCUUGACUCUAAAAGAUGGUGAAACUGGAGAGCUAAAAGCUAAAAUAUCAGGAGAACCCAAGCCUACUAUCAAAUGGAUAAAAGAUGAUAAGGAAAUGAAACCAUCUAAUCGUGUGGAGAGCAUUGAAAAGCCAGAUGGAACUGUAGCUUUGGUGAUCAAAAAUUGUCGUCCCGAAGAUGCUGGUACAUACACCAUUGUGGCUGAAAAUUUGAAAGGAGAAGUUAAAAGCACUGCACCUGUUGUCGUCAAUCAGGCUCCUACAUUCCAGAAACAAUUAGGACCUGUGAGUGUUGUGGAAGGGUAUCCAGCCAAAUUGGAGGCCAAGUUAUCUGGCUCACCCCUACCAGAUACUAAAUGGUUAAAAGAUGGUCAAGAAAUCGUACCCGAUGGCUCGCAUACGAGAGAAAUUCGUAAUCCAGAUGGCACGGUGGCUCUUCUUAUUGACAACUGCAAACCAGAAGAUCAAGGGAAAUAUUCUUUAAUUGCUAAGAACCCUCUGGGAGAGGAUAAAAGUAAUGGCCAAUUGAAUGUUUCAGCAAAAGAUUCCGAUGACAUUCCCAAAAAACCCCCAUCUAUUCUGACCCCUCUGGGGAAUGUAUCUGUGAAAGAAGGAGAACCGAUUAGACUAGAAGCCUCCAUUUCUGGAAACCCUCUGCCAGACAUUGCAUGGGAAGUCAACAACAAACCAUUAGAACCUUCUGAUAACACUCUAAUGACUUUUGAUGGAGAGAAGGCCAUUCUGGAAAUUAAAAGAUCUUCUCCUGAGCAUAUGGGUGAUUACAAAUGUAAGGUGUCCAACCCUCUGGGAGAAGCCAGCACUGAAGGUUCUGUAUCUGUGCAAGAGAAAUCAGCCCCACGUUUCAUUCAAAGGCUGAUUGACCAAAAUAGUUUUGUAAACCAACCCAUAAAGCUUACCUGUAAAGUAACAGGAUAUCCUGAACCAGAAGUGGACUGGUACUUUGAAGGAAAAGCAAUAUCUCCGAGUAAUUCCAAGUACAAUAUCAGCAAGCUUGGGGAUACCCACUCCUUGGGCAUUCAUAACUGUCAGACUACAGAUACUGGAGUGUAUGAGUGCAGAGCAAGUAAUUCUGUUGGGGAAGAUCACACUAGAUCAGCAGUAGACAUCAGUGGUAAAGUAGAAAAAGGUGAACCUCCUAUGUUCUUGAAGAAGAUAGGUGACAAUGAGGUGAUGGAAGGAAUGACAGCGAAGUUUACUGCUUGCAUUACUGGUAUUCCAACACCUGAUGUCAGUUGGGUAAAAGAAGGGAAACCUUUGGAACCUUCCCCUCGACACAAAAUGGAUCUGGAAGCUACGGGUAUUUUACGCCUCAUCAUUCGAGAAGUGGAAUCUUGCGACUAUGGGGACUACAGUGUCACCAUCUCUAACAUGCACGGCAGUGCUACCAGUAGUGCGAGACUUAUACCGGACAGUUUAGAUCAAAAGUUCAUUAUGCCAAUGGGAGACCAAUUUGUUGAUUUUGACAAAUUUAAGAAAACAGGUGCUCCAGUUCCAUUGCCUGAUAAGCCAAGAAUCAUCAGAAUGGACGAUACCUCUUUGACUCUAGGAUGGAAGCCAUCUGUACCCAAUUGUCCUCGAGUGCCUGUUACUUACAAUCUGGAGCUCGCCAAGCACCCUGAUGGAGAAUGGACUCCUUACAAAACUGGCCUUAAAGACACGCUAUGUGACGUAAGAGAUUUACGACCUGGACAAGAUUACAAGUUCAGGAUCCGUGUAGAAAACAAGCAUGGAGUGAGCGAUCCCUCACCUUACACAAUUGCCCACCGCAGCAAGAUUUAUGAACCUCCCAAACCUGAAGAUUUUAAACCAAAGGACUAUGAGUUGGAGCAUCCACCUUUGCAGAAAUAUGCUGCCCCACCGAGAUUUGUUCGUAAAGAAGAGGAUUCUAUGUAUGGUGUUCGUGGCUUGCCUGUGACCAUUGAAUUUUGGGUUUAUGGACAUCCUCAACCACAAGUGACCUGGUUUAAAGGAGAUGCUCAAAUUGGGAAAGACAAAUAUGGAUUCCUGCAAGACAGAAAUGGAAAAUUAUGUGUAUUUAUUGAUUGUAUGACUGAUGAGCAUGUGGGUACUUACACCUGUUUGGCAGUCAAUGACGAAGGAGAAGCGACCAUGAAGAUCAAACUUUUAAUUGCAGAGACACCUGUCUUCAUUCAAAAAUUAGAUGAAACCACGGCCAUGUCUCGACGCACAGGACGAAUGCAGUGUCGUGUCACGGGCUUGCCUUAUCCCAAGAUUAAAUGGUUCAGAGACUGGCACCCACUUUAUGAAUCAGAGAGAAUAAAAAUACUGUGGGAAGAACCUGACAAAUGUACUCUCUUUAUUAGCAAUUUAAUUAGCAGAGAUAAUGCUUUAUACUCUUGCACUGCUACAAACAUUGCUGGAACAGCGACCAGCUCUGCUAGCCUUAAUGUUGAAGAUUCAGAAGACAUGUUCGAUAUGAAAACGUACUGUCGUCCAAUCCCGGUGAGACCUCGUACGAAAAUGUUUGAAGAUUUUUACGAUAUUGGUGAUGAACUUGGAAGAGGAACCCAAGGCAUCACAUACCAUGCCGUCAAAAGAGAAACUGGAGAUAGUUAUGCUGCCAAGACGAUGCAUGGAAAAGGGAAGCUGAAAGACUUCAUGAAAGCCGAGAUGGAGAUCAUGAAUCAGCUUUGCCAUCCCAAAUUAGUGCGACUCAGAGACGCUUUUGAAACAAAAGACACCCUUGCACUGAUUACCGACAUUUGUGGUGGUGGUGAGCUUUUAGAAUCCAUUAUAAAAAAAGGUGGAAUUUCUGAAAGGGAAAUUGCUUAUUAUAUCCAUCAGGUCUUAGAAGGACUUGAUUACAUGCACAGCCGCUACAUUGGACAUCUUGGUUUGACGAUUGGAGAUGUCAUGGUGUCUCGUGUGAACAGUUAUGAUAUCAAAUGUGGGGACUUUAGCCUCUCUGCUCGCUUGUUGCCUGGUAAAGAUCACUUCUUGGAAUAUGGCCAUCCUGAGUUUGUUGCACCCGAAUUGGCCAAUAAGCAACCAGCAACGCUCUUCUCCGAUAUGUGGAGUGUUGGUGUCAUGACAUAUCUUUUGCUGAGUGGCAUCUCUCCAUUCUUGGGUGAGAAUGACAGAGAAACUUUGACUCGAGUGCAACAGGGAAAAAUCAACUUUAUUGAAGAUGCCUUUGUUGGAGUAAGUGAUGAUGCAAAAGAUUUCAUGUCAAAGUUGCUUGUCUUUGAUCCGCAAGGUCGUUUAGAUGUCAAAUCAGCACUUAAUCAUAGGUGGUUCAAAAGUUGUUCUGAUAAGCCUUCAGGAUCUGAAACCCAUUUGAAUAACUUGGACCGCUUGAAGGAUUACCAGAAAAAAUGGAAAAAUUGGUAUGCAAAUGCUUCAUGCAAGAGGUAUUUCCGUCGCAGGACGUUAGAAUCAUGCUUCUAUCACCCAAGUCGCAUGAUUUAUCCACCAGGUGAAUCCUACACGCCUCCCAGCAGUCCUGAACCUGAACUGGAUCGAGCACACAUUAAACCCUCUCAGUUUGAUGAUGUCACUUUCAAGCAGAAAAUCAACAGAGAGGAAAUAGAUUUUAGAUCAGAAAGCAACUACCAGUGUGGACCAGACACCUACUUAUUGCAGUUACGGGACACAGAUUUUCCCAGAAGGCUCAGGGAGUACUUACGUGUUGGAGCGUCACUGAGUCCCACUCUUGCUGCCAGUCUGAGAGAUGGACAUUGGGGAGAUAGUACAUUGGUGAUCAGGGAGAGACGAAAGUUUGUAGAUGUGAUGGAUGAAGAAAUUGAUGAUGAACGUAAGGGACUCGUCAACACGAAAGUUCCCCGUAGGCUGUACCAUGAAAUCGGCACACUUGGUUUUGCACAUGAACAAAUGGAGCUUCUCAAGAAGGAAGUGUGGAAAGAGAAGGGAUCUAGGGAGUUAGAAAUUGGCAUGGCACCUUAUUUUCGUGAGAAAAUACGCGGAAUGGCAAUGAAUGAAGGAGAAGAAAUUGUUUUCACAUGCUAUGCAAUAGGAAGCCCAAAACCGGACUAUGCAUGGUUCAGAAAUGAUGGCAUUCUUUUGGAAAGCAAUAGAAUUGUGGUCACCACUCGGAAAGAUGGUCGCUGUGAGCUUCGGAUUAACCCUGCGCGUGCAUAUGAUGUAGGAGUUUACAAGUGUGUAGCAAGGAAUUUGCAUGGUGUGAAUUGCUGCAGAGCUAGGCUGAAACUUGGAAGCAAACCAGGACGCCCUGAGCCACCAGUAUUUAGAGAGUCUUCAGACACAGAAAUUUACAUCACAUGGGCUGUGCCAAGAGACGAGGGCAACUGCACAACUUUGGGCUAUACACUUGAUUACAAAAAAUCUGAUGAAGAAGAGUGGAAGACAAUCUGCAACAAUAUUGAACAUGAGUAUUUCGUUGUCCGAAAUCUUGAACCCGAAUCUUAUUACCAUUUCCGAGUAAAAGCGUACAACAAAUUUGGCUGGGGUGAGCCAAGUUUUUCAACAGAACCUUAUGCAACAAAAGCUGAAGGUGCUCCUAAAAUAAGGACGAGUCCACGUCGAAAAUAUCAGCAAGAAUUCACGGAAAGAACGCCUGAUUAUGAGCUAAAAGAAAUAGAGUUGCCAGAAUUAGAGUACAAUCGAGAAAGCAAUCCAGUCCCUUUGAUAGAAGGGGAAGUUUUAGACUUGUAUAGAAUAGUUUCUGAAAUGGACAGAGGUCGAUUCUCUGUGGUACUGAAUGUAUGGGUCAAAGAAACCAAUGAACGAAGUAUGGCAAAAGUAAUCCAGUCAACAGAUAAAAUAGAUGGGAAACAAGAAUAUGAAAUACUGAAAUCACUAUGCCAUGAGAAAAUUGUCACGUUGUUGUCUGCCAGCUUUUUUGGAAAUAAGACUGUUUUGAUUUUGGAAAAGUUGUCUGGUGUAGAUGUCAUGUCUUAUCUUGCUUUGAGGCAUGAUUAUAAUGAAGAACUCAUAGUCGUUAUCAUCAAACAGGUUCUAGAAGCAAUGCAGUAUCUUCAUUUCAGAGGCAUUUGUUAUCUAGAGUUACAGCCUGACAAUGUAGUCAUGGUCAACCUAAGGGAUACAGACAUCAAACUAGUUGAUUUUGCCUCUGCUCGUUUUGUGCCCAAGACAGGAGCAAAAGUUCAUGUUGAAGGGACACUUGAAUAUUUAGCACCUGAAGUGAUAAAAAAUGAAGAAGUUAGUUGGUUAACAGAUGUUUGGUGUGUAGGAGUGCUUACUUAUAUCCUAUUAAGCGGCGUGUCUCCAUUCCGUGGCAAAGACGAUGAGGAAACGAAAGAGAAUGUUACAUUUGUCCGAUACCAUUUCGACAACUUGCUUCCUGACGUUACUUCCGAAGCCACACGCUUCUUGCUCAACAUUUUCAAGCAACAUCCCAUCAAAAGACUCACAACUGAUGAGUGCCUAGAGCACAAAUGGUUAGCGUCAACCGAAUACAUGAUGAUGAAGAGGGAAAGUGCGAGGUUUUUACCUGACAAAUUGGCUGCAUUUGCAAGAAAAUUCCAUGCAGCAAGAUAUGAUGCUAUGGAUCCCGAAAUGUUAACCUCAUUGGGGAUGUCCUCAUCUAAGACUGAAAUGAAAGUUGAUGAUUUCUUUUGAAGUAACUGACAAUAUGAAACCAUUGACUAUCAUAAGAGUGUACAGUUACAUGUGUAUUGGGCUAAGAAGAAGACAACACUUCAUUAUGCAUAAAAAUUUGAUUUCAAUGUUCAAUAAAUACAUUUUGUACAUAUA
Uloborus diversus is the source of this 11850-nucleotide messenger RNA. RefSeq names its product obscurin-like. The coding region runs from base 196 to 11715 and encodes 3839 amino acids. The record is from RefSeq and is a predicted model, not a curated record. Gene Ontology annotation, biological process: protein phosphorylation. Gene Ontology annotation, molecular function: guanyl-nucleotide exchange factor activity; protein binding; protein kinase activity. The transcript is spliced from 65 exons. NCBI's taxonomy places the organism in Eukaryota, Metazoa, Arthropoda, Arachnida, Araneae, Uloboridae.